Molecule: messenger RNA, 20130 nt
Organism: Porites evermanni
Lineage: Eukaryota; Metazoa; Cnidaria; Anthozoa; Scleractinia; Poritidae
Source: the annotation of a GenBank genome assembly
AUGGGUGUCUAUUUGCUCAUCAUUGCCUUCAAAGAUGUACAAUGGCAAGGUGAAUACUUUAAACAUGAUGUUAAUUGGAGAUCGGGGCUGACAUGCGCAUUUACGGGGGUCCUUUCGAUGGCAUCAAGUGAGAUAUCUGUGUUGAUGCUGACUCUUAUCACAACAGAUAGACUUAUUUGUAUUGUUUUCCCGUUUAAAAUGCGACGGAUAAAUCGCAAGCGUUCUUUCAUUAUUGUGGGAGGUAUAUGGAUUUUUGGAACAAUGAUAUCAAUCAUUCCAACCUUAGGAUUUGAUUACUUCUUUGACAAAAAGCGCGAAGUUGGAUUUUAUGGAAAAUCAGCUGUUUGCCUUCCUCUUCAACUGUCAACAGAGAGACAUGCUGGCUGGGAGUAUGCGGUUGGCAUUUUCAUCAUUCUAAACUUUGUCUCCUUUAUGUAUAUUCUCACUGCGUAUACAGCAAUGUACCUAAGGGUCAAGGGGUCUGCAAAACAGGUCAGGUCAACAAACACGAAGAGAGAAUCGAAAAUGGCUAAGAGAAUGAUGCUUAUUGUCUUAACUGAUUUCUUGUGUUGGAUGCCUAUUAUCGUCAUUGGCCUUUUAUCCUUGCUCGGAAAGUUUCAUGAUCCUGAGAAACAAGCCUAUGUGUGGAUUGCGGUGUUUGUUCUCCCAGUGAACUCUGCUCUCAAUCCAAUAUUAUACACAUUUUCUACUCCACGCGUUAAAAGAAAAGUGGGUGAACACAUUGAUUCACUUAUCUCUUUCUUGAAACGAACAAUGCGGCGGCCGAAGACAACCCAAGGUAUGUUAUUAGGAAGCUUAUUUAAUAAGCAAAGGUGUUUUUUUAGCGACGCACGUCAACCGGAAGUGGACUUUUUUGUAUACUUGGGCAGUACAGUGGUUUUGCUCAAAUCCUCGGGCGAAUCGUCUCUAUAAGACAACAGACAUCGAGCAAUACAAAUAGGUUAGAUGUUAGCGUGAAGAGGAAAAGGCCUGACUUCCGUUUGCGUGCAUCCUACAAAUACGCCAUUCCUUAAUAAGCUCUGUAUUACCGUUUUUUUGUCGAAAUCUCCCUUAUAAACCCCGUCACUGAGUUUUCAGCGGGAAACUUGUUACAGAGAUAAAGGUACGUUAUGUUAAUGCGUACUAUAUAGCCAUGGCUGAAAAAGUAAGUCAUUGAGCGAAGAUGGGGCAAGUUUUCAGUUCCCCAUAAUAAACUGACGGUAUAUGUCACAUCCCUUAAAACAUGCACUGUAAGCCAGAAGGAAAUGUCAUGAAACCAUUUAAUAACCAAGCUGACGUCCAAACGGGAUAUUCUGGUUUCUUUCUCCUUUUGUUUUCUACUUAGCCGCCAUUGUAGGUCUGAAUAAAGUAAAAACUACUCUACCGUUUGUUUACCUGUUUGUUACGUAAUAAAGUGAUCUUUUUUCGGCUCUGUGGUCGGUGUCUUUUCAGUUCUAAAGGCUGCAUGCAUAAGGACCUAUUAAAAAUAGUAUAGUCCUACAAAAUAAACCACCAAAAAACCCGAUACCUCCUCUUUAAACAAAUUGUACGUACGGUACAUUAGCAAAAGAAUUUUGGUCAACAUUUUUUUUCUUGUACGUUAACAGCAAAAUGGAAGGGAGUCCUGUUGAAGCCGUUGCUGACCACGAAUCCAAACAAAUCCAACCGUAAACCAGACGAGAUUCUAGAACGUGAGAGACCCGAGUCAGCGCUGAAACUUGUUGAAAUACCAGGCAUAUUUGCAGAUGAAACCUCUCUGUCAGUGGUGGGUCUUGUGACACAAUUUUUGUAGUAGUAACGUUUUAUGAUACGCUGAGAGAAAGAGCAAUGAAAAUUUUAGCUGAUCGUCAAAGGAAAAACGGACGCAAACGAGAGGAUAUCAUAUGUAUGAGUGCUAAUGGGAAGGGAUGACCCUUGGUAAAGAUUGCUAAAGCGUUUCAACCGCAUAUGUAUCAGCACUUCUGAACCAUAUAUAUAUAUUGAUAUUAUUCAGUAGUAUCAUAGGGGUAUUUUAUUCCCCUUUCUUGCGCAGAAAUCUUGUGCAUUUGUGAAGGAAUACUUAAAUGUCGAUGACAUCAAGUUCUGUGGUUUGGUAUGAAUCGUUGUUCUUGAAAAGACGACGUCACAGAUUUUGCCGAUUGGUUGAGAGAAAGUAGAAUAUGCUUUUUGUUGAUAUAUUUUGCAAAUCAAUUUUGCUGGUUACCUAAAGCUGAACAAUAAUUUGUAUCCUUUUUUUGUUUUUUUUUUUUUUUUUUACUUUUGGCAGGCAGAUAGUGCAUAUCUGUCAGUGUGAUAAAGGCGAAUUGGUUUUAGUGACGCUACAAUUUUAUGUUUCCUCCAACACUAUCACCAUCAUCAUCACAAAAAUGGAACAUGACAUCAUCCGAUUUAAGAAGUUUCUUGGCAUCUUCAUAACGUCUUCAAUGUUAAUGUGGUACUGCACAAAAAUGGGGCUAAACAUCCCUACUACAUUUCUAUUGUCUGUCUAUAAGUGCUUCCCAACUUAAUGACAUUACUAAUAUCAGACGCUCUUAUUGCCUUUAAUGGUGUUUGCUUGGAGAUUAGAUAAGAAAUAAAGAGGCGAUUAGUUCUACACGAAACAUGAUUUCUUCGCUAAAAGUUUUUUACGUCCUACUUUAUCGACGGUCGAGUAUUCUUCAGGAUAUUUACUUUUUAUAUCGUAUUCGUCGAUUUGUUUCUGGAUUGAUUAAGUACACGUGUAUGAAUACACGAAAAUUGAAGGACCUCGAUUUGAGCGAAAUUACAUGAUUGCCAAAGAGCAAAAAAGUGAUGAACAUGGCGCGUCAUUUCAAUCAUUGCCGAAAAUAAACCGCAUGCUCAUUACGAGACUUAUUUUCAUUUAAUAAAAAUCUACAACAGCUGACCCGUUAGCCUCACCAUCGAAGUUUUGCUCAUAAAGAUUUUUCGUUUUUUCAACCACUGAAGUAUUCACUUAUUCCAAAGUAAUCAACUCUUUCAAGCGAUAGAUUCGUGGACCGACCUGUUCGGAAAAAGCUCGACAUCUUUCGCAUUAAAGUUUCCUAAGCUUUCUUCACAAAACAUGUAUCGGCGCUCUGAAUAUGUCGUCGGUUACGUCACGAUUCUUAUCCCCAGUUUCCACGGUCUGCGCUAGGAACGCCCGGGACCAUGACCCCUUCUGGUGAGCACACACGAAAGAAAAAAGGAAGAAGAAGACAGAAACACUUGCAUUUUUUGAGUCUCUCUCGCUUUUAAGCAAGCUCGACUAAUUAUCUUUUUUUUUUUUUCAAUGUGAUUAUCAUCAGGGCUGAGUUGAGUUAAAUGUUUAGAAAUUCUCACUUUCUGUCAUGUUUGCUACUUUUUGUAACAAAUAUACUUUGACUGACGCAUAAAAAACCUACGUUUUAUUGGAGCCUGCGUAGCAGGCGGUUUUUUGGUGUUUUUUUUCCGUUCGUAUUUCGUAAACUAAGAGGUCAAACGAGCCGCACGAAAGCUGAACCGAGGUCAUACGAGAAAAUGAUGGAGGAGGGUGCGAGAGAAAGACUGAGGAGAGUGUCUGUUUUCUUUCCCUUGCCUCCUCCCCCAUCCUUUUCUAGUUUGACCUCGGUUCAGCUUUCGCACGGCUGUAUCCCUUACUUUACGAAACACAAACGAACACUCCCCCUAGAAACGAAACAAAACAAAACAGCCGCCACCUACGCAGGCUAGUUUUAUUGAAGUCCUUAUCUUGGAUCAAAACUAGUAGAGUCUGAAACAUGUUAUUUUUUGGAAAGUAUGACACAGUUUAUAAAAUAUUAUUGUUAUCUGUGGCAACGGUGAAUGCCUCACCGUUGCCAUUUAUAUUUAUAAGGUCCUUUACAGUAGGAACGAGAAGCGACGUUGUCCUACACAAUUCAUGAAAAUCUAAUCUUGGUUUUUUCAUUUGGUUUUUAAGGGAUUUGUUGUGGCGUGUUCCGGAAGUGAAGAGAACUCAUGUGUUCGACUGAUAAAGCACUUCUCAAAGAUAAAAGAAGAGGACUGGAAAAAGGAAGUGGAAUUGGCGAAGGAGCUUAGACAGGGACUGGAGCAUCCCAGUAUAAUCAAAUACUGCUGGCACUCUGAAAGUAUGCGCCCCUGGCAGAUAACAAAUACUUUGCCUUAUUCCAAUAUGUUGAAUAAAUGGCGACGCAAGAAAAUGUAGUAUCGAAAGCAUUUAGUUAGCAUACAGCUUGAAUUUCGAGCUUAAUGCCUGCCUUAGCAAUUUUCCAAAAUAUUCGACCUUUGGUUCGGCGUAUCAAAUUAUGGGGUGCUCAGUCCUACACCUUCUUGGACCAACAUGUUAAGGCUGCUCUGAUUUUAAUUGUACUUAUUACUUGUAGCUGUAAUCUCAUCGACUGAUCGUCAGUAAGAAUAGUAUUUGCCAUUUGAGAGUUUCUUUUACUUUUUGCAGCGGAAAAAAGUGUUGUGAACUACAAGAAAGCAGGGGAAUUCCCAAGAUUCAAGAAAAGUUCAUUGUAAUUAAAAUCUUUCUUUUCUUUUAGCCUGACAGGUGUUAAUAACAAGUUAAUCCGACGAAGGACUUUUUUGAAAGUCUAUUAUAAAUGAUGUUUUUUAAUCUUCCAAAAAUAUAUUAGAUUAAGAGGUUUUUAUACCCCCUUGUUCUUUCUUUUCAUCUUUUUUCUCUUUUUUCCCAUUAAUAGUUUAUUGUGUUUCGACUUUUCUGCAAACACAACUUUGGAGGAGUAUUUGAUAAGUGACGGGAUUGUUUUAAAUCUGGACUCCCUUAUCGCUGUGGCUAUGGACUUGAUCUCCGCCAUACAACACUUGGAACAGAAAUGCGUCGUCCAUAACAACAUAACAACGUCCAGUGUAUUGAUAGGCAAAGGAUUUAGGGUGAGUUAAGAAGCAUUAGGAUGCCUUAUAAAGCCAGAAACUCCUGAAGUUUGAAGUAAUUGUUUAUUUACCGUAUAGAUUUUCGCAUCUUUCUUUUGAUUUUAUAACAUUUCUAACAUGACAGACAAUACAUUCUGAAAGAAUGACGCAUAACGGCUGUGAUGGUGUAGGUCAGUGACUCAUUUGACUAAACUUCCUCAGGACCAGGGAACAGAGAAAUCCUUAUCAAAAUUGUGUUGAAGGAAACCUCAACUACUUGAUAUCUUUCAAUUUUGCUUAGAGCGCUAUUAUUAAUCCCCUUGUUUUCCUCCAGGUGCCUCCAAUAACUGCUGUCUUGGGAAGUUUUGGCUUCGCUCAGCGUGUCUCUCAGGAUUUUCCUGAAUGUAUUUCAGAUGGUCGCUCGGUGAAGGACAUUUUGGGAAAGAAUAUACUUCAGUUUGGUUUCGUUCUGAGUGAAUUGAUGAAGAAUUGCCGCGACUCUAAAGAACUUGAAGGGGUAUUACUAUUAUGUUGUUGUUUGUUGUUGUUUUGCAGUUAAUUUUUAUUUCAGUUAAUUUUUAUUUUUCCUUCGUUUUAAAUUCAUUAGCAUACAUUACAAUACCCAAAAACAAUAGAAACAUAAAAAUUAACUGAAACAAAAAAUUAACUACAACAUAUAUACAUAGAUCGAUUAUUGAAAUUUUAAAAUACACCUCUACCUCACGUGACCCUUGCUUAUGAUAUGGUAUGCACGUGCAUUGAGGUUUACAGAGCCUUGUCUGCGAGGCUAGACAUCAGUGUAGGAUCAAAACAGCUAAGAACCUUGAUAUAAGUCCAUUGGACUACAGAUUCCUGAAUAACCUUAUGCCGUUAAUAUAUAGUUUUGCAGAAAAACAGCAGUUGUAAGAGUGGUAACUAGUCGCUGUAGCAGCUUUAGCAGUAGUGGUGGCGUUCUCUCGUAGCAAUAAGUUGUAGCUUGUUGUAGCAGUACAACAGGAUCGGAUUAAUUCAUAAAAGUUUCUUAUAAAUGAUGACUAAUCAUAAUAACAUUAAUAACAUUUAUUUAUACUGCGCAAAUUCAACUAUACAGUUUUCAAAUGUUUGCAAGUACUAUACAGAUGUUUGCAAUUACUACACAAAUGAUUGCAAAUACUAUACAGUUUUUCAAAUGACUGUAAGAGUGCUGCUAUAAGUAGCAAAAAUAAUAUUUAUUUGUGACCUGCUUGUGCUUUUUUGUUUGAACCAUGGUUUGCAAUCUUUACUGUACAUCACGUUUACGUAUAAUUCAGUAGCCUUUAAAUUCUACAUCAUAUAACAGGCUAGCAAACUAAGAAUGCUAUUUAAGAAGAGCAAGCAAACUAACAUUUAAUUUAGUUGGCCAUAAUGUAAAUAUAGGUGUUUAUAGUAAGAUUUUUUUUCUUUCAUUUUUUAAAAUUCACUUAUACAUGUCUUUUUUUAGCUUCAAGAGGUGAUGCAUUUGUGCCUUGAACAAGAUCCUGAAGUGAGACCAGACGCAUGUCAAGCAAAAGACCUGGUAGAGGAACUGUGGUCUCGCAAUGAUAUCUGGGAUACUCCAUUGUAGAUAAAUUAAGAUCAAAGAAGAUAUAAGCCAUUAUCAUUUACUCUUUGCGAAAAAGGAAGCCAUGAAACAGUUUUAAUUGGGAAAGGAUAUGACUUUGUUGUCAGUGUGGGUCAAUACAACGGAUUCGUCUAUUCCCCACAAAUCAGUAAAACUAAUUAAAUAGCUUUUCAUAGGCUAGAAGAAGAUUUUCAACACGAUGACUUAUUUAUUAGUUUUUCCUAAAGGCAAGACCAAUUCACAUAUUAAUAUAAAUAAGUAUUACUUGAAAGAAGGACAGACAAUUCUUAGUACAGAAAGACUUUCUUGCGUCGAGUGCACAUUAAGCACCCCCCUUCCCAGGUACUCUCUCGCCCUGUAGGGACGGGUAGGAUAGAACCCUGGGAACGAGGUUGCACAAGCGGGACGGGCGAUACCACGACCCAAAGGUUUUUCAUCGAUGUUUUCAACUGACAUCUUGAAUUAGAAUCUCUUACCCUCAGUAGUGACCAGGGGCUACUCUGAGAACCAGAUUUGACGACUUAAAAGUGGCAUGAGAUCGAGACAGUUUUUAACUAUAACAUACUUUAGUCGUUAAGAUAUUUAGCUAUGUUUUCACUAAAAUACAAAAUGUAGGCAAAUAUGGCAGCCAUUUUGGUUGACGUCAUAGGUCGCCAGGACUAUUAUAAGACGUUAUAAAAAUGUGUUAUUGUACGUCGUAAGUUUCUUGGUGAACAUUAUCUAGCUUCAUUGUAACUUAUAUUCCUCUUAGUGAAGUAAGUAGAAAAAAAUGCUACCACGCUGUAACGAUAAUAAAGUUUGCAACAUUAACUAAUGAAUCCAAUUGUCAUUGAUGUAAAUGAUAAAAAUUGACUAGUCUUGCAGAAAUGUACCCCAGAUGCCAUUUGGCCAUUUCUUUGAUUGGCAUAAACUAAUCUGCAUUUUUACAUCUUGAUUUUGGUAUAACAGUUUUUCCCUCUGCCAAGGGUGAAACACUUGUUCUUUACUAAAUUGAAAGACUGAAACGGAGUGUAAUAUAAAAACUUGAGGGAGUUUCUAUUCUUAAUUGAAAGACCACUUUGAAACUAAAAGGUGCUCAGUCACUGAGUGAAACAUCGCGUGACGUUGAUCACUAUGCGUGGUUUUGUUUUCAUACAUGCGUCAAAUUCACAUGCAUGACAGUAAUUUGAACAUUUCAAUUACGAGAUAGAGCACCUGAAGGAAUGUCCCCUGCGCUGCUAGUUGCCUUUUCGGCCUUACUUUCCAUAAGCAUCGCUGACCUCUCAUCUGAAUAUGGCCAUCAUGCGGUGUUGGAUCCUGCAGAACUAAUGAAACUGUAUUGGACCGUUGACUGGGACAAGGAAACCGUAUCGUUCGCUGUUGAGGCGGCGACUACUGGAUGGGUAGGGUUCGGUUUCUCUUCAGGUAACGGCAUGAUAUCGGUUGGGUGAAGGAUUCCAAAGGAUAUCUCACGGUAGGUUAAAAAUAUGGAGAUGUUGACUUUAAAGCACUUGAAGCACAUUAACGCUCAGGACAGUAAACUUUCACAUUCCUACUUCGUUAUGAAGAGCUUUUAAGGCCAUGCGUCCCCUAAUUACCAAAAAGCCAGUGUCCCUUUUGAUUAAAAUUCUCGUACUCGCAGUUGCUGUUAUAAAAAUUUCCCAUAAAGUACCUAAUUUGAACUUUGCCUUGUGCAGGUUCCCCUACAGUCACUUAACACUUGAAAGCCGAAGGGGUCCGUUUGUGUGAGGUAUAUAAGUAUGGAUAAAAAGUAGGCUACACAAUUUCAAAGUGUUAGGUUAGCCUAGAAGUACGCAAUAGCAGCUUUGGAAGCAAAAUUUCUUGUCAUGAGAACACUUACAUAGCUUGGGUGAAAAAAGUUGUCACACUACGUGAUAUAUUACCGUGGGUGUGUGGGUAGGGGCAAUACUCUCCUAAAUAAGGUACCUAAAUAAAGACGGACCGGCGAAUGGGCGUCAGAGACGUCCCUCACCCGUUCAAGAGCUUCCUGAGAAUCCUGCCUAUGAUUGGACCUACAAAUUUUUAAAGGUUUAUAUGAUUCAACAACUGAAGCCUAGCUUGAACAGACGAUAUUAACUCCUAUGUUACAAAACUUUUCCCAUCGGGAAAUUCCUAAGGAUAUGAAAUAUGCAAUUUACGGACGGUAUUUUCUUACCCUGAUGAUGACCUUGCAAAUAGUUCACUUAUUGCUGGUUUUCAGUGUCACGCCAUUCAAAUUAGAUCAAAAUAAAAAUCAAAACCAUUCAACAGAUAAAGUCUAGAAUCUGGGAAAUGAAAGGAGAUAAAUAUACCAAGACCCUCGCCAAGAUUUGGGUGGAAGGAAUAAUUCAUAUACGAGAUAUCCGAGGAACUGUUUUACCCAAAUUUAUAGAGCUUUGUAUGGAGACGCCAUGCUGGAGCUCAUAUGAGCUCCAACAUGGCGGACGGAAACCAACAGAAACAUCCGUUACCGAGUUUUGCUACAAAAGCGUGAGUUUACUCCUAGAAUAACUCAUAAACAUUAAAGUAAUACUUUUUCUAAUACUUGAACUGUUUAGAUAGCAAAAUUCCUCGAAAAAAGUCACUUUUUCAACCUAGAUGGCAGCUCUCUCGUCCGUCAUGUAGAUGUUGCGUCACGCAAAAGCUUAGAAAUUCAAGCGUACUCUAUUACAAAACCAAGAAACCUUUUGAAGCGAAAAUUUGUUGAAAAUUAGUUUUCAGCUGUUCUAAUACACCAUGAAAGUAAAAUCUCAGUAGAAUCGAUAGUUUUGUAGUUUGAAUUUUAGUGACGUCAUCUGAAAGCCGCAACAAUAAUACCCAAUGAUUCUAACAAUAAGGCAUGAGUGGAUGUCAGAACAGCUUUAUAACGCCUUUUUUUUCGUCAUUGAGAGAACUUUUGUCUAAAUUGCAGCUGUAAACUAUUGUGCAAACACAAUUUUCACCAAAUUUAUUUCAAUCAUUGAUUUAGAAAAGUAACUUAUCUUUGGCAUUGUGUUUAGGAUCGAUAUGCUGACGCAAAAUCGUUACCACCAAAGGACAACGAACAAAACUACAUCUUAACUGGCUUCGAGGAGAUUGACGAAACAUUGUAAGAGUGGUAACUAGUCGCUGUAGCAGCUUUAGCAGUAGUGGUGGCGUUCUCUCGUAGCAAUAAGUUGUAGCUUGUUGUAGCAGUACAACAGGAUCGGAUUAAUUCAUAAAAGUUUCUUAUAAAUGAUGACUAAUCAUAAUAACAUUAAUAACAUUUAUUUAUACUGCGCAAAUUCAACUAUACAGUUUUCAAAUGUUUGCAAGUACUAUACAGAUGUUUGCAAUUACUACACAAAUGAUUGCAAAUACUAUACAGUUUUUCAAAUGACUGUAAGAGUGCUGCUAUAAGUAGCAAAAAUAAUAUUUAUUUGUGACCUGCUUGUGCUUUUUUGUUUGAACCAUGGUUUGCAAUCUUUACUGUACAUCACGUUUACGUAUAAUUCAGUAGCCUUUAAAUUCUACAUCAUAUAACAGGCUAGCAAACUAAGAAUGCUAUUUAAGAAGAGCAAGCAAACUAACAUUUAAUUUAGUUGGCCAUAAUGUAAAUAUAGGUGUUUAUAGUAAGAUUUUUUUUCUUUCAUUUUUUAAAAUUCACUUAUACAUGUCUUUUUUUAGCUUCAAGAGGUGAUGCAUUUGUGCCUUGAACAAGAUCCUGAAGUGAGACCAGACGCAUGUCAAGCAAAAGACCUGGUAGAGGAACUGUGGUCUCGCAAUGAUAUCUGGGAUACUCCAUUGUAGAUAAAUUAAGAUCAAAGAAGAUAUAAGCCAUUAUCAUUUACUCUUUGCGAAAAAGGAAGCCAUGAAACAGUUUUAAUUGGGAAAGGAUAUGACUUUGUUGUCAGUGUGGGUCAAUACAACGGAUUCGUCUAUUCCCCACAAAUCAGUAAAACUAAUUAAAUAGCUUUUCAUAGGCUAGAAGAAGAUUUUCAACACGAUGACUUAUUUAUUAGUUUUUCCUAAAGGCAAGACCAAUUCACAUAUUAAUAUAAAUAAGUAUUACUUGAAAGAAGGACAGACAAUUCUUAGUACAGAAAGACUUUCUUGCGUCGAGUGCACAUUAAGCACCCCCCUUCCCAGGUACUCUCUCGCCCUGUAGGGACGGGUAGGAUAGAACCCUGGGAACGAGGUUGCACAAGCGGGACGGGCGAUACCACGACCCAAAGGUUUUUCAUCGAUGUUUUCAACUGACAUCUUGAAUUAGAAUCUCUUACCCUCAGUAGUGACCAGGGGCUACUCUGAGAACCAGAUUUGACGACUUAAAAGUGGCAUGAGAUCGAGACAGUUUUUAACUAUAACAUACUUUAGUCGUUAAGAUAUUUAGCUAUGUUUUCACUAAAAUACAAAAUGUAGGCAAAUAUGGCAGCCAUUUUGGUUGACGUCAUAGGUCGCCAGGACUAUUAUAAGACGUUAUAGAAAUGUGUUAUUGUACGUCGUAAGUUUCUUGGUGAACAUUAUCUAGCUUCAUUGUAACUUAUAUUCCUCUUAGUGAAGUAAGUAGAAAAAAAUGCUACCACGCUGUAACGAUAAUAAAGUUUGCAACAUUAACUAAUGAAUCCAAUUGUCAUUGAUGUAAAUGAUAAAAAUUGACUAGUCUUGCAGAAAUGUACCCCAGAUGCCAUUUGGCCAUUUCUUUGAUUGGCAUAAACUAAUCUGCAUUUUUACAUCUUGAUUUUGGUAUAACAGUUUUUCCCUCUGCCAAGGGUGAAACACUUGUUCUUUACUAAAUUGAAAGACUGAAACGGAGUGUAAUAUAAAAACUUGAGGGAGUUUCUAUUCUUAAUUGAAAGACCACUUUGAAACUAAAAGGUGCUCAGUCACUGAGUGAAACAUCGCGUGACGUUGAUCACUAUGCGUGGUUUUGUUUUCAUACAUGCGUCAAAUUCACAUGCAUGACAGUAAUUUGAACAUUUCAAUUACGAGAUAGAGCACCUGAAAGAAUGUCCCCUGCGCUGCUAGUUGCCUUUUCGGCCUUACUUUCCAUAAGCAUCGCUAACCUCUCAUCUGAAUAUGCCCAUCACGCGGUGUUGGAUCCUGCAGAACUAUUGAAACUCUAUUGGACAGUUGACUGGGACAAGGAGACCAUAUCGUUCGCUGUUGAGGCGGCGACUACUGGAUGGGUCGGGUUCGGUUUCUCUUCAGGUAACGGCAUGAUGGUCGGCAGUGAUGUUGUUAUCGGUUGGGUGAAGGAUUCCAAAGGAUAUCUCACGGUAGGUUAAAAAUAUGGAGAUGUUCACUUUAAAGCACUUGAGGCACAUUAAAGCUCAGGGACAGUAAACUUUCAUAUUCCUACUUCGUUAUGAAGAGCUUUUAAGGCCAUGCGUCCCCUAAUUACCUAAAAGCCAGUGUCCAUUUUGAUUAAAAUUCUCGUACUCGCAGUUGCUGUUGUAAAAAUCUCCCAUAAAGUACUAAUUUGAACUUUGCCUUGUGCAGGUUCCCCUGCAGUCACUUAGCACUUGAAAGCCGAAGGGUCCGUUUGUGUGAGAUAUAUAAAUAUGGAUAAAUAGUAGGCUACACACUUUCAAAGUGUUAGGUUAGCCUAGAAGUACGCAAUAGCAGCUUUAUUUGGAAGCAAAAUUUCUUGUCAUGAGAACACUUACAUAGCUUGGAUGAAAAAAGUUGUCACACUACGUGAUAUAUUACCGUGGGUGUGUGGGUAGGGGCAAUACUCUCCUAAAUAAGGUACCUAAAUAAAGACGAACCGGCGAAUGGGCGUCAGAGACGUCCCUCACCCCUUCAGACCUUUAGAAUCCUGCCUAUGAUUGGACCUACACAUUUUUAAAGGUUUAUAUGAUUCAACAAUUGAGGCCUAGCUUGAACAGACGAUAUUAACUCCUAUGUUACGAAACUUUACCCAUCGGGAAUUACCUAAGGAUAUGAAAUAUGCAAUUUACGGACGGCAUUUUCUUACCCUGAUGAUGACCUUGUAAAUAGUUCACUUAUUGCUGGUUUUCAGUGUCACGCCAUUCAAAAUAGAUCAAAAUAAAAAUCAAAACCAUUCAACAGAUAAAGUCCAGAAUCUGGGAAAUGAAAGGAGAUUAAUAUACCAAGACCCUCGCCAAGAUUUGGGUGGAAGGAAUAAUUCGUAUACGAGAUAUCCGAGGAACUGUUUUACCCAAAUUUAUAGAGCUUUGUAUGGAGACGCCAUGCUGGAGCUCAUCCGGAUGAGCUCCAACAUGGCGGACGGAAACCAACAGAAACAUCUGUUACCGAGUUUUGCUACAAAAGCGUGAGUUUACUCCUAGAGUAACUCAUAAAUAUUAAAGUAAUACUUUUUCUAAUACUUGAACUGUUUAGAUAGCAAAAUUUCUCGAAAAAAGUCACUUUUUUGACCUCAAUGACAGUUCUCUCGGCCGUCAUGUAAAUGUUGCGUCAAGCAAAAGCUUAGAAAUUCAAGCGUACUCUAUUACAAAGCCAAGAAACCUUUUGAAGCGAAAAUUUGUUUGAAAAUUAGUUUUCAGCUGCUCUAAUACACCAUGAAAGUAAAAUCUCAGUAGGAUCGAUAGUUUUGAAGUUUGAAUUUUAGUGACGUCAUCUGAAAACCGCAACAAUAUUACCCAAUGAUUCUAACAAUUAGGCAUGAGUGGAUGUCAGAAUAGCUUUAUAACGCCUUUUUUUCGUCAUUAAGAGAACUUUGGUCUAAACUGCAGCUGUAACCUAUUGUGCAAACACAAUUUUCACCAAAUUUAGGUCAAUCAUUGAUUUAGAAAAGUAACUCAUCUUUAGCAUUGUGUUUAGGAUCGAUAUGCUGACGCAAAAUCGUUACCACCAAAGGACAACGAACAAAACUACAUCUUAACUGGCUUCGAGGAGAUUGACGAAACAACUGUGUUGAAAUUUAACAGAAAGUUUGAUACAUGCGAUUCCAGGGACAGGAAGAUAAAGGUAAAGCAGUGAAAAAAGACAAUCAAGUUCACCUCUCCUUCUAUAAAUUUCUGAGCUCUGAUGGCUUUAUACCUUUCGCAGGUUUGAUGUGCCAUGCAUUAAAAAAAAAGUCUAUUGCAAUGCUAAACUUGACCUCCCAUUUACUUCCUCUUUUUCGUGGAUGAUACUCGGAGAUGUUUGACAACGGCUCUAGUCUUGACAACGUUUUACGCCAUGAUAAGAAAUGUCGUCCUUUCUUUGAUUUGCUCUCUUUAGACACUGUCUUAGAUUCUGUUUAUGGCCAUUAACCAAUCAUAUUAAAGCUCAACCUAAAUGUUAUUCUGCACCAAAUUGCAUUUGUUGUAUCAUACCCUUCAUAAGAACCUGUUUAUCUCAAUUCCUAGACAGAGUAAUUAACCAGGCUGUUUUGUAUCCCACAGGAAGGCACCACAAAGGUGGUGUUUGCUUACCAGACGGAGGAUCCCGAGACUGAAAACGAUUUUAAACAGCACACUUUCAGAGGGUCAAGAAGCAUAUUACUCCUCAACAACAUGGACAAGAAACAAAUCAACGAGACAGGAUGGAAGAGUUUUGUAAUUCAAAAUAAAAAUGUAAGAGCAUACACUACGUAGACCUCCAAGAAUGUACUUGUUACAGUUAUGUUGUUUGAUUUGCACACGAGAGAAAGAAAGGGCUGAUUUCGAUGCCUUUGAUAACGACCAUGGGUUAGUAAUUAUUAUAAAAGUUAUAAAUAAAUGAUAACUUCAAUAGACCAGGUAGCGAAACUCAUUGGCAAAGCUGAAAAAAGCUCAUUGAAAUCACUUGUCAAUCAGGAUUAUCUUCACAUUCACCGCUGCCAUCAUCCCGCGCCAAAGUCACCCACUCUGACCCUCACUAUAAUCAUCAAAAGUACCGCCAUCAUCACCUCCACCACCACCACCAUAAUCAUCAUCACCAUCAUCAUUGUCGUCGUCGUCAUCAUCAUCAUCAUCAUCAUCGUCAUCAUCUUCGUCGUCCUCAUCGUCAUCAUGCUUAUCCUCGUCUUUUUUAUGUGUAACACAUAUUUACUGCCAAGAAUGUAAAUGUAAACAUUUCAGAGUUAUCGCAAGUUUACUCAACCCAAAUUCAUGUACUAUUAUCUUACAGGUUACCAUUCCCAAAAAGCACACAACCUACUGGUGCUCACUGAUUAAGGCACCUAAGAUCACCUCGCAGCACCACAUAACCAAGGUAGAUGUUUUCAGUAAUCGAUUGGAGUUUGCGUUCCAGCUCUUUUAUACACAGGAGGAUAUUGUUUGUAGUAAAAACACUUACCCUCAAUUUUCGUGAAACAAAGAACGAUCAAUGUGAAAGACCACGUUUUAUGACUUGGAACACAUCGUUUAAUCGUGUCUCGUUCUGAUAAUAAACCGUAAAACAUUGCUCUAUAUAUUAUGCUAUUAAUCACUUGGCGUGAUCUUUGUACAAGUACCAUUGUCAUAAAGUUCUGGCGUGCUUCUUUCAUUCAUCUUCAUCGAGUAAAUUGACUAUCUUUUGUUUUUAUCUUUGCAGAUCGAGCCAUACAUUCAAAAGGGAAAUGAAGGAUUCGUCCAUCAUUUUCUUGUGUACGAGUGUCAUGGUGACUAUAAUGAGAGUCAUUACGGUUUUGGUGUUGAUCGUAAAGACAUCGCCAACAUGCCAUUCCUCAAAUGUUUCUAUGGCAAAGUGUUAGCAGUUUGGGGAGUAGGUGGUGAGGUAAACGAUUGUAAAUUGGCAUUAAUAGAAUACUGUGGGACGCCUGUCUUUCAGUUUUUCUGCCGAAAACCAUGAUAAUAGUCCUAGUGGGAAGCGAUAAGAGGCUUUAGCCCCCCGGGGGGGACUCCCCAUAUGAAAGGGGUGGCGAUGUUCGUCGUCUCGCUUAGGGGUAUAAAUUUCGGAUUUUGGUCUCACUUAGGGUGUUCUGGGCAAAACGCCAUCAUAUUUAUCCGUGAAGGUCUCGUUUGGGGUUGCACGCGAAAAAAUAUAAAAAUAUACAUAUUUUCUGUGUUUUAACAUGGUCUCUUUUAGGGGUCAAAAAAAGCUUGGGCCCCGCCCAGAUCGGUCUCCUUUAGGGGUUUAAUUCAAAAUUUUCGACGAGCAUCCCCACCCCGUUCAUAUGCGGAUUCCCUUCCCCCGGGGGCUUUAGUUGCCUAUUGCGAAAGCAAAUGAAAGAGCCUAACACAGUGGAGCUUAAGAAUCAAUAAAUGACCAUCAGUCUCUUUUAUUUGUGUUUCUUUGUUCCCUACACAGGCAUUUUAUUAUCCGAAAAAUGCUGGUUUUCCAAUAGGAACAGUAGAUACUCCGAAAAGUUACUUGCUGGAGAUUCACUAUGACAACCCAGAAGGGAUCAUGGGUAAGUACUUAUAUAUUGUGUAACACAGUUAACACAGUCACUACCAACGAAUAAUUAAGAGCCUUUUCUGUUUUAUGUUUGAAUGUAAUUACCCCUACUAAUUUUGUCAUUUGGUAAAACUAAAAUGGUUUCAAAAUCUAUCGUUAAUUAGUAAUCCCUGGAUACAUAUAACUUGUCUUUGACGUCUCUCAUUCAUGCAAGAAUCGAUGGUGGCAUAAAAAUAACAUGUUGUAUAGAUCACUAAAACUAUAGUAUUAAAUCUGAUCAGUUACCAAUCACCAUACGUGCAGACAAAAGCCCAAGCAAAUUGUUAGACCGUCUGAGGGAAAGUGACCUGAGAGGCUUUCAAAUUAGGGUUUCCUUGUAGAUUCACUUCGUGUUACUCACGCGAGAUGUUCACUGAUCGCGUCCCCUCUCUCGAUCGCUUGCCCCGCUCUUGUCCCCAACAAGAGAGGCUGCAAGUAGGCUAGACGGAACAACAGACGUGUGUGACGCCCAAGAAACUUUUACUCCAGUGCGUUUCACCUAUGCAAGCAUUAGAACGUGACGCAAUAUUUGUUUAGCUAACCGCAAAGUGUGUCAAUAAAAACCUAAGGGAUUAAAAAUAUUACCUUACCAAGAAACCGCUGUGCUAAACGUUUUUAAACGAACUGUAGAGAACUAAGGAGCAGACGACGCUUUAAAGUCCUCAAGAAUGCCAUGGAAUUUAAGUCACUAACUUUAGCUUUAAAAAGAGCUCAUAGUGCAAGUAUUUCAGGUCCUAGUAAAUAUUGCCUUCUUCCAUUCAUUUAAGGACGCAAGGACAGCUCAGGGGCUCGAUUUUACUACUCCUCUAAUCUCCGAGAGUUCGACGCUGGUAUAUUUGCUGUUGGCCUCAAGAUCAGUCCAUAUAUGGUCAUCCCUCCAAAACAAGAAUCUUGGUUGACUGUUGGUUACUGCGCUAAAGAAUGCAGUGAAGUAAGGAAAAAAAAUUGUUUAAAAUCUUCCUGUACAUAACACUUUGUUUAACAUCUAAGAGAAAAAAUAAAACUAGUAAUGUUGAAACACAUAGGUCACUCAGCUUUGGAGGAAAUAGUCGACAGAAAGACGUUAAUUAAUGACAGUCCACUACAUUUUACAUUUUAGUCUGUCUAUUUAAAGUGCUUAGAAGGGUCUUGUAGCAGUAGAUGUAAGUCUGCUACAAGUUUUAAUGCAAGUUUUUGUUAUUUUGUUUCAGAAAGCUUUUAGCUCGACAAAACUUCCAGGCAGAGGAAUCAGGGCGUUUGCUGCAUUUCUCCACACUCACCUACAAGGUACAGUGAUCCGAGAAUUAAGGCUUGAUUCUCGAAAAAAAAAAAAAACUAUACUCACAAAACCGUUCUGUAAUCAAUUUUGCCACCUUUACCUUAUACUCUAGAUAUAUUGUGUGGUGUUAAUGCACUGAGUAAUCCAGAGCAAAUUUCAGAGGCGUUUCUCCUUUACCCUUUAUUGAUUACCCAUGUUGACUAGAAAUUUACCUCAACUUUUAUAUUUAUUUAUGACAAAACUUGUUGGAUUUUCCAGGCCGCGCAACAUGGACCAAACACUAUCGAAACGGUGUUGAACUACCAGAAAUUGCGCGAGAUGAUAACUACGAUUUUAACUUCCAGGUACUCAUUAUUCUAGGCAAUUUUAAACAACGCAUUUUAUCACCUUUGUCUCAGAGCGCUCUCCUUGGCUUGUGCUUGUCAUUUCAUUUACAUCUCAGAUAAUCGGUAGAAUUUCAUGAAAAUACUAAGAGUGUUGGAAACGAUUAAAUUAAUGUUACUAAUUAAAUGGAGACACUGUUCAGUAUAAGUUUUUAAAGCACUGCUUAAAAACUGUUAAUUUUUUUCAAGGAUAUUCAAGUGCUGAAGAAAGAAGUUCAUAUUAAGCCGGUAAGCCGAGUUAUUUAUUGAUAACAAGCGGAAUUCCCAUCUCACUUAUUAAAGCUUUGCUCCAUGCAUGGGUAAAGAUAAAAAUUUUCCUGCAAUUAAGCAAGAGAGGGAUCUGCAUGAAGUUAAAACGGAUCACUGAAACCACAAAAAAAUUAGAGGGUCUAACAGGUGAGUUAUAGGGUUAGUGUCCCUUUUAAAGAAGGCAUUAUAGUAACGCGAAAAGGUCUUCGAUUCGCAAUGGAUGUUUUAAAAACACUACACAACCAACUUACUAGACUUCAGCUAAAGUUCUCUUCAACCAUUGGGUAGAAUAUGCGUUAAUGAUGCAUAAUAAAUAUUACUAUUUGACUUAUUCGUUUUUGAUUAGCUUAUGAACUCAUGUGAACUCAUUAUACUUUUACACUUAGGGAGAUGACUUGGUUCACUUCUGUGAAUACCAAACUAUGGAUCGUGACAAGCUAGUCGUGGUUGGUAUAUAUAUCCAGUUCUAGCUACCCCUUCAGAGUCUUUCUUCAAUGUUUAAGGCAAUUUAUUACAUAUCUCGUUCAUUUUGGUGGCGAGUGGCCAUCCAGUGACUAGAUUUAGCUAAUGCCCUAUUCACACCUGAUGAACAUGUUUAUUUUUUAAAUUAAAUCAAAGCAGUCACGGAAAGAGAGAAAUUGGUUUGAAAUGAAAUUCAUCUUCAUUUGUUAAUUGCUUUGAGGAAACUACAAUUUUGAACCUUGUUCAGCUAAUUUUCCUGUCAGAACUUCUUCCAGCUUUGCAUUUUUCACAGGUCAGAAAAAAACGACGAUAAACCUAUGCCCUGACUCUGUGUAAAGCUUCCUAACUUCUAGCUGCAUGCAGUAUCGUUUGCACAUUACUAUGUACUAUGAAUGUACUUUCUAUAUUGUUAAAAUGGCUGUUGUGUUGCAAUCAUUUGUAGGGUGGUAGCGCUACCUCCCAAGAAAUGUGCCUUAAUUUUAUAUUUUACUACCCGCUGGUGAAAGAACUUAAAACUUCUUGCACAAGUACCCAGUUCAAGCCAGUUCAUGACUUUAUCAACAAGUACUAGUGAGUAUAUUUUCUUUUAUUGCUAAACCUAAUCCGGCUGCACACUUCACAUUACUGUUUUCCCCAUUGUGCUCGGCUUCUUCUAGAUAGGAUCGAAUGAAUAGCAAGUCCAACACUUAAGCAACUAACGUGCGAGAAUCUUAUUUUGAAUCCAAGACGAAGGCUCUAUUGAGAGCAUUAAUUUGUUUGUUUGUUUGUUUUUUCUUUUCGUUCUUCAACUGUACUUUUAUUUGAUCCCCUCAGAGUAAAUAAUAAUGAUUAAACAACCGUAACUACUAUAUUUUGAGGCUGUUGGUGAACUAUCAAGUUUUACAGAGCUGUACAUUUCGUCAGUACGGCAACUUGGAUGUGUUACGUUAGCGUGGCCAAAAAAUGUUAAAAUCUUUACUAUGGGUGCGCUCUUUUUGAGAUAUUUCAUAGAGGGACCUCUCUGUUUCAAUUUUUUUUUCUUCCAGUCCUUCACUGAAUAUCACGUCCCCAUUUCAUAACCCCCUUGCUGAAGAUGAGGAUAUUAGUUGGACCAAAGAAAUGAUAUCAAGCUUGAAGAAAGGAUACAGUGAAGACAGAACCUUUACCCCAACCUGCUACAUGGUAUGUGAACUAUACUAUUUAAUAUCAUUUUUGAUUUAAACUUAUAAAUAUUUUAAGAAAUUAAGUACCAGUUUUGAUAUAUUUUAAAUACAAAUUUAGUCCCGGCAUAAGAAUUUGUCCUGGACUUAUUAAUUCGAAAGGUUUUUAUAAAAAUGAAGUAUCAAUGGAAGAAUGAAUUAAAAAAACUAACGGAUUAACCAAGUAUUCAGAAACAUUUCUCGCAGUUCGGCUAUAACUCGAUCGUCUUUCAAACAUUAUCGGUAUAAAGUGGUAUUCCGUAGGCCCCUUCUCACACCACCUGCGCUUUUAAUGAAUUCUGAGGGGCGUUUAAGAACCUCACAGUGUGCGUAAAGAGUAGGGCCUUAAAAUUCAAAUUCACAUCCACAUUGGGGGCAUCAUCUCUCGUUCCCUCAUUACUUGUAAACUGCAUCAUAAGCAGUCUGGCAAAAGUCCCCCAACCGGUGUUGUAAAUUAUCCCUAAAAAGCCCAGAUUAGAGCACCAUAGUCCACAAAUUUUGACCCCUAAAAGUUACGACGAGAAGUUUAGCCUGCAAACGCAGACAUGUUUUUGCAUGGUUCGGGUGGAGAGAAGCGACGACCUGAAAUACAUAAUCGUUUGAAGGCUACCAGCAGCCCCGUCAUUCCUAUAAUUUUGAAUCUCCUCCUUUGAUUAUAUGCGUAAAAAAAUUCACAGAUAUAAUUUCCAUAUCAUAUGUAAAUUUCUGCUGCUUAUUUUUCAGCGAGGUAACAAACCUCCGUUCAAAACAUUGCCAGUACCAAAGAUCACUACCCCUCUGCCUGAACAAGAAUCAAGAUGUUCUCACCCCUUUCCAAAGAGUGCUGGCAAAAACACAUCUUCUACACUGGUCGUCUCGUGCAGUGUUGCCCUCUUUAUAUCCGUAAUUUUCAUGUUAUAGACAUGUAUUACUGAAUUCUGCUUU